AUGAGAGCGUCCGUCUUCAGUUGUAUGCGCCUCAUUGGCGCCGGCUUCCUCUUCUCGGGGGUGGCACGCGCCGCGAGCCUGGACGAUGAGGUUGCCCUCGUUGCGCAGAGGCAGCUGGCCAACGUCGCGCAGUUUCCGGAUCCGCCCUUGAUCGCGAACAUUGACAAGUGGUUGGCCGCCCAGAAGAGCGAUGGCACUUGGAGCGACGUCAAUUACCUCUCUGGCUGCGCAGCUCAACGUGCCAACUGGCCCAUCCAAGAGCACUGGAACCGUGUCAUCACCUUUGCAGCGGCAUGGAGCGGCGCGAACCCGUCCAUUGACGCAAAGUGGAAGGGCAGCGAGGACCUCAUGUCGGCCAUUUCCAAGGGCUUGGACUACUGGUUUGACAAUGACUACAAGCCUGCAGACUGCAUGGGCAACGGCGGAAAUGCCGGCUGCCCGUGCGGCACUCCUGGCCUGUGGAAUACCAACUGGUACGGCCAAGCGAUUCUGAUCCCGCAGCUCUGCUCCACCGCGUGCCUGCUGCUCAAGGACGCAAACCUCACCGAAUCGCAGAACGCUGGUUGCGCUCGCAUCCCGCGCCGCUCCUAUGACUUGAGAGACGGUAGUUACGGCACUGGCGGGAAGCUGACGGCAGCGAACGUCGUGCUCGUCAUGCAAAACUCGGUCAACCUGGCACUGUACACGAACAAUGCGACGAUGCUCGCCGAUGCCUACUCCAGGACCAUGAAGACCAUGACCUUUGCGGACACACCGAAACAAGAUGGCACGCACCGCGACGGCACAUUCCUGCAGCACGUCGGGAUCUUGUACAACGGCAACUAUGGCAAGGACUUUUUCAACGUCUUCAUUGCGCUGCAGAGCGCGGCCAUUGGCACAUCCUUUGCGGCUCCGGACGACACCCGUAGCGCCAUUGCCGCGCAGGCCAGGGGCAACGAAUGGAUGAUCUUUACCGACUACGAGACUCGAAGGGAGCAUUGGGACUUUAAUGCCAUCGGCCGGUUCGUGGCCUUUCCAGUCGUGGACAAGCAGGCCAGCGCCGACAUCAACUUCAAUACGUCGAAGCUCGCCGCCGCAACCAAAGACUUUACCGGCGCCAAUGACCUGAGCGACACAAUCAGGCGGCUUCAGUCCAACGGCACCGAGAAGCUUGUCGGCAACAAGGGCUUCUGGGCCAGCGACUACAUGGUCCAUCGUCGCAACUCGUUCAUCCUCACCAACAAGAUGCUGUCCGUGCGAUCGACCAACUCAGAGUCCGUCAACGGCGCAAACCCGUACGCCUUCCACCUCGGCCAGGGAACGCUCUUCUCAUACGUCACGGGCAAUGAGUACAAGGACAUCAUGGCCGCCUGGGACUGGAACCUGGUGCCCGGCACGACCACGCAGCUCAACACCCCCAAGCUCGCGGGCAGCAACGCCGGCAACAGCGGCAAGAAGGACUUUGUCGGCGUCGUAAGCGACGGCAAGGUGGGCACCUCGGUCGAGGACUACGUUGAUCCCCUGGACGCAAGCUUUUCGUACAGAAAGGCGUGGUUCUACUCGGACGACUCGGUCCUCGUCGUUACCUCGGACAUCAAGUCCAGCGGCAAGGCGCCCGUCAUUACCGUUCUGGACAAUCGCGCGGCUGCGGAGUCGAACAAGGUCUGGGUCAAUGACAAGGUGGUCGAUGCCAGCCACGGGCUCCAGACCAAGGGCAAGACGCUCUUCUACGGUGGCAACGGGUACGUGGCGUACGGUGACGACUUUGCCCUGACCUUGGCUCAGGGUGACCGCACCGGCAAUUGGACUGAGAUUUCGACGUCGACUGUCGGCGUAACGACCGUGCCGAUAUUCUCCGGGUACACGACCAUCACUAAAAGCUCCUUCUCGUACGCCGUGUUCCCGGCGACGAGCCGUAGCAAGCUGGCCAAGGAGGCACGAAAGCCCACGCUCACUCCCAUUCUGGGCACGGGGGUCAGCGGUGCAGCCGGAUCCAACAAGCUCAGCCUCGUCUUCUGGCCGGGCGGCGACAAGUCUAUCACGGUCGACCUCGCCAAGAUUGGCUGGGACAAAUCUGGUUCCAUCACCAUUACCUCGGACCAGCCGGGCGCGUACCUCUUCAAGCCCCUGUGCAACGCCAAGCACAAGAAGGCGAUGAAGCUGCGCGUCACCCUGUCGGAUCCGACGCAGAAGCUUACCUCUACGUCUUUCUCAAUUGCGGUGAAGCGCGGGACGGUGACGCCGUCAAAGGUGGAUGUCGAACUGCCGACGGGUGGCAUGGCUGGCUCGUCGACUUCGCGCGAUGUCGUGGUCAGGUUUUGA
This is a messenger RNA of Purpureocillium lilacinum, 2301 nucleotides long. RefSeq lists its product as uncharacterized. Gene Ontology annotation, cellular component: extracellular region. NCBI's taxonomy places the organism in Eukaryota, Fungi, Ascomycota, Sordariomycetes, Hypocreales, Ophiocordycipitaceae. Gene Ontology annotation, molecular function: lyase activity; carbohydrate binding. The record is from RefSeq and is a predicted model, not a curated record. Gene Ontology annotation, biological process: carbohydrate metabolic process.